CGUGGAUCCCGAGAAAGAGGCGCAGGACUAGAAGGCAGAAGCCGACCGGCGCGUAGAGCAGCAGCGCGAGGAGCAGGAAGCCGUCACCCGGGAGCCUGCAGGGCAGAGGUGGUGAUCAGGCACGGAAGGCGGAGAGGAUGCCAGCUCGCCUCUUCCCUCCGGCGCUCUUACCGGUGCGCGUCAAAGAGCCGCUCCGGCCCGGGCGCCGGGGAAGGCUCCAUCGCAGCUGUUUCAGGCGCGCCCGGCCGCCGCUGCCGCCAUCUUCGCGCCGGCCGCGGGGGCUCCUGGGAAGGCUUAGGCUCUGGGCAUCCGCCAAAGUGCCGUGACCCGCAGUCCGGAGGCGCCCCGGAAGGGCUAGCGGACCCAGCAUGCCCUGCGGCCCGGGGCGCCUGACUACUUGCGUCCGGCGGAGACCACAGUUCCCAGCAUUCGCGGGCCGGGGCGGGGCUGGUUCCCGGGAAUCCUGGGUCCCGGCGUGCACUUCUGGAGGACUUAAGGUUCCGGCGUGCCCAAGGUCCGGCUGUCUGCCUGCUCGGAUCCUGGGCACCGCCUCCGAGUUGGGCGGGCGAGUAGGCAGCCAAGGUGGAGCUGAUGGCUGCACUGAGGGCGGGGCGGGGUGCAGGUUGGAUCCUCCGGGGCUGGCGGGCUUUGGGUGGCGUUCUCAGCGGGAAGGGACCCCUGUUGACCCCUGACCUUCGGGCCCUCCUGACGUCAGCAACACCUUACCCCUGGGUCCGGGAGACUUACGGGACCUCCUGUCUCCCGGCCCGGUUGUCUCUGGGAAUUCCUGAACCUCGCGCAUGUUUGACGUCUUGGACACGGGCGCGACUGUCUGCGGAGACCCCUGAUCCCCAGAUCCAGGAGGCCUCGAGGACCCCGGGAUCCCGUUCGCACUCGUGGCUGGCGGUGGCGCUCGGCGCUGGGGGCGCCGUGCUGCUGUUGUGGGGCUGGAGUCGGAGCCCUCCAGCCGUCUUCGCCGCUGUUCCUGCUCCACCAGCCACCUCCCCCCGGAGCCAGUACAAUUUCAUUGCCGAUGUUGUGGAGAAGACUGCACCCGCCGUGGUGUAUAUCGAGAUCCUGGACCGGCACCCUUUUUCGGGCCGGGAAGUCCCUAUCUCAAAUGGCUCAGGAUUCGUGGUGGCUGCCGAUGGGCUCAUCGUUACCAACGCCCAUGUGGUGGCUGAUCGGCGCCGCGUUCGUGUGAGGCUGCCUAGCGGUGACACUUAUGAGGCCACGGUUACAGCUGUGGAUCCGGUGGCAGAUAUUGCCACGCUGAGGAUUCAAACCAAGGAGCCUCUGCCCACGCUGCCUCUGGGACGCUCUGCUGAUGUCCGGCAAGGCGAGUUUGUUGUGGCCAUGGGAAGUCCCUUUGCACUGCAGAACACGAUCACAUCUGGCAUUGUCAGCUCUGCUCAGCGUCCAGCCAGAGACCUGGGACUUCCCCAAACCAAUGUGGAAUACAUUCAGACUGAUGCAGCUAUUGAUUUUGGAAACUCUGGAGGCCCUCUGGUUAACCUGGAUGGGGAGGUGAUUGGAGUGAACACUAUGAAGGUCACUGCUGGAAUCUCCUUUGCCAUUCCCUCCGAUCGACUUAGAGAGUUUCUGCGACGUGGGGAAAAGAAAAAUUCCUGGUUUGGAAUUAGCGGAUCCCAGCGCCGUUACAUUGGGGUGAUGAUGCUGACACUUACUCCCAGCAUCCUUGCUGAGCUACAGCUUCGAGAACCAAGCUUUCCUGAUGUUCAGCAUGGUGUACUCAUCCAUAAGGUCAUCCUGGGCUCCCCUGCACACAGGGCUGGUCUACGGCCUGGUGAUGUGAUCUUGGCCAUUGGGGAGCAGCUGGUACAGAAUGCUGAAGACGUUUAUGAAGCUGUUCGAACCCAGUCACAGCUGGCAGUGCGAAUCCGGCGGGGACCAGAAACCCUGACUUUAUAUGUGACCCCUGAGAUCACAGAAUGACUGUAUUAGCAAGAGUAUGAUGCUCCUGCUCUGAUUUCAUUCUUGCCUUCCUAGUGUAGGUUCUGAGGGUACCUGGGCAGGGAAGUCAGUGAACCAGUGGGGGGCGGGUCCCUCCAACCAAUCCCUGGGCCCUGAACAAUCUCAAAAACACUUUUUAUAUAAAAUAAAAUUACACCUAGCAACAUCUUAUAGUCAAACAUGGGGGAAGGGGGCUGGAUCUUUUCCCCCACCAAAACACAAGAGAUAAAGCUGUAUCUCCCCUGACCUGAAAGGAUGUAAUAGGAGCUGACCAUCCUGACCUCACAGUCAAGAAAGUGAGCAGCUGCCAUCUGGUGUCUGGGAAUUUAGUCAGCUGCUGC
Octodon degus (degu) is the source of this 2315-nucleotide messenger RNA. RefSeq names its product HtrA serine peptidase 2 (gene Htra2). Gene Ontology annotation, cellular component: mitochondrion. The coding region runs from base 592 to 1956 and encodes 454 amino acids. The transcript has 8 exons. NCBI's taxonomy places the organism in Eukaryota, Metazoa, Chordata, Mammalia, Rodentia, Octodontidae. Gene Ontology annotation, biological process: positive regulation of apoptotic process; programmed cell death; proteolysis. Gene Ontology annotation, molecular function: protein binding; serine-type endopeptidase activity. The record is from RefSeq and is a predicted model, not a curated record.